Messenger RNA from Vespula vulgaris, 2236 nucleotides. RefSeq names its product ataxin-7-like protein 3 (gene Sgf11). The coding region runs from base 288 to 1277 and encodes 329 amino acids. Gene Ontology annotation, biological process: positive regulation of DNA-templated transcription; regulation of transcription by RNA polymerase II. The transcript has 2 exons. The record is from RefSeq and is a predicted model, not a curated record. Lineage: Eukaryota; Metazoa; Arthropoda; Insecta; Hymenoptera; Vespidae. Gene Ontology annotation, cellular component: DUBm complex; SAGA complex. Gene Ontology annotation, molecular function: transcription coactivator activity.
CAUAUAUAGAUCAUAUUAAUUUGUAUAAUACUAUUGAUAUUUUUUAACUAAUUUGCUUAUCAUUAAUUACAAAGACAUAUAUUAUAUAUCCGUCCAUUUUUUAAUUUGAAACAUUAGCCAAAAAUCUGCUAUCAGACUUGUAUCUGACAAGUAUCUUUAUGACACGGUACAACUCGAAGAUCACGCACAUUGUUAUGGGUUAGAACUGUCAUUCGUUGAGUAUAUAAACACGGUGGGAAGUUUGGAGUCUCAUUACUUCGCUUUUCUCAAAUGUCACAACCUGUAAAAUGUCUGUUACCGAAGAAAGAAUCCAAGAAUUAAAUAGAAGAUUUUUGGAAUUUAUGAACAAGUCUGAAAACGUGGAAAACGCUACUAAAGAGAUCUACGAGGACCUCUUAGACGAAGUUUUAAUGGGUUUUGUUUUUGAUGUACACAGAACCACAAAAACGGGAAGUUCUGAUGUUGAAGAAGGUAUCCCCGAUGACGAAUCGUACGCUAUUGUAGAUUCGCCAGGAUUAGAUGUCUUUGGGCAACAUCCAGUGAAAAAAUCGCAAGAAUGUAAUUGUCCGAAUUGUGAUAGAGGUGUAGCAGCUUGUAGAUUUGCAACACAUUUAGAAAAGUGUAUGGGUAUGGGACGUAAUAGUUCGCGUAUUGCAUCGAGAAGAAUAGCUAAUAAUUCUAAAGAUCUUAGUACAUUCAGUGGAGUAAUAAGUGACGACGACGACGAUGUCGAUUGGAGUUUAAAUAAUGAUAAACGUAAGAGAAGAAAAGAUCGUAAUGGAAUGAAGAGGACGAAACAACAAAAAAACAAUCAAAGAAAUGGUGAUAAUCUUAAUGAACAUAUCCAUAGCAGUAAUGAAAAUUCACCAUCUAAUUACGAAAAUAUGUCUUUGGAAGAUAAGAGAGCGCUAUUGACGCAAAUAUGUGGUGUAAUAUCUGAACAUACAAAAAAGCUUUGUACAAGGUCUAUGCGUUGUCCGCAGCAUACGGAAGAUCAGAGGAAAGAAAUGCGUGCUAAUUUAGAAUCUGAAAAAAGUGGACAGAGUGGUCAAGACAAUCUUCAUGUAGAUGUAGAUACUUAUGAAGACAAUGACGGACAAAAUUUAAGAGAUGCCUUGGCACGAUGGGACCGAGAAGGAUCUAGCCAUUCGAGUCCUGCUGACUCUACUUCAACCACUUCUACAUCUUCCUUAAGUAGAAAAAGAGAAACAAAAUCAAAGGGGAAGGGUAAAGGUUCUAAACGAGAUCGUGGUUCUCCUAUUUCGCAAGGGGAUUGAGAUAGUGUAUUUAAUUUAUUUUUUAGUGACAUGAACAUUUUGACAACAAAAAUUAUAUAAUAAUGUUCCUACGCAUUGUGCAAAGCUUCAAGGACCUAAAAAACAUUGUAAAGAAAGAGUGUAAAAUUAGAAAUUCCUUUGACUCAAUGACCUUUAGAUAUUUAUAAAAUAAAUUAAAUUAUUUCAUCUCUCUUCUCUCUCUCUCUCUCUCUCUCUCUCUUUCUCUCUCUUUCUCUCUCUCUUUCUCUCUCUCUCUUUCUCUCUUUCUCUUUCUCUUUCUCUAUCUCUACUCUAUCUCUAUCUCUAUCUCUAUCUUUUUUUUCUCUCUAUCUUUUUCUCUCAGUUCUUUAUUUUUGUAUUAAAGUAAUGUUUUGUUAAUGCAUUAACAAUUCGCGAAACUGAAAAUCUGAGAGUGAAACAAACUUUGACAAAAACAUACAAUAAAUUAUUAUUAUUAUAAUUUUUUAAUUAUCUCAUUAUUUUUUCAUAAUUUUUAACCAACACAGGUGCGUAGGAUAUCGUUAAAAAGCUUAACAACUGCUUUUCCGUUAUUUUUAAUUAUUCUUCAAAUUUUUAAGUAAAAAUUCAUCUUACAAAUAAAUCUUGCAAUCAAUAAAAUGUAAAUACACACCAGCAAACAUUACAAGUUAAUCCGUAUUGAUAAUAUACAUAUAUCAUUUAAUGUUCAAUUUUGCAACAAAAAUCUUAAUUUUAUAAACUGUGUUAGAUCUUUAUUAAUUAAUCAAGGUAUUCUAAUUUGCGAAUUAAAUGGUCGAGGAAGUCUUUAAUAAAGCACAAGUUAUAUAAAUAAGAAUUCUUCAUGACCGUCUUGAACGUCAUCGAAUAUUGUUCGAAAAAAAAAAAAGAAAAAAAGAAAGAAAGAAAUAAACAGAUUUUUACACAUCGUGUCAUAUAAAGAUUGAUAAAUAAAUGCAUUUUUAAAAAAAUAAAAAAUUGAA